This is a messenger RNA of Ostreococcus lucimarinus CCE9901, 2414 nucleotides long. It is a transcript of the gene FtsH2, whose product is annotated as AAA-metalloprotease FtsH, chloroplast precursor. The transcript has a single exon. NCBI's taxonomy places the organism in Eukaryota, Viridiplantae, Chlorophyta, Mamiellophyceae, Mamiellales, Bathycoccaceae. The record is from RefSeq and is a predicted model, not a curated record. The coding region runs from base 341 to 2239 and encodes 632 amino acids. Gene Ontology annotation, biological process: proteolysis. Gene Ontology annotation, cellular component: membrane; chloroplast thylakoid. Gene Ontology annotation, molecular function: ATP hydrolysis activity; ATP binding; zinc ion binding.
CGCGGGGCGACGACGCGAUGCGACGUGAACGCGCGCGCGGGGACGCGCGCGGCGGGGAGCGAGAGACGCGCGCGCGAACGCGCGUCGGAAUGAUUUUCGUUCGCGCGCGCGCGGGGCGCAGGCGCGCGGAUAACGUCCGCGUGGGCGUGCGGGCGCGGAUAGACGCGGACGGCGCGUGACGUCCGCGAUAAGGCGCGCGUGGAUUACCGGCGACGAGAACGCGCGAUGUCGUGGCGACGACGCGGUGCGCGCGCGAUCGGGCGCACGGUGUGAAACGAAAGAUACUGACGGAUGCGCGUACGAAACGUAGGUGGACCAAACGCGUCGCGAUGCGUUGAAGAUGGCGGCGGGUUUCGCGGCGACGUUUGGCUUGGCGCAAAGCGCGAGCGCGGCGGACGACGUCGCGUCUUCUCGCAUGUCUUACUCUCGAUUCCUCGAGUACCUCGACAUGGGACGGGUGAAGAAGGUUGAUUUGUACGAGCAAGGCACGAUCGCUAUCGUGGAGGCGGUUUCGCCGGAGCUUGGUAACCGCGUGCAGCGCGUGCGCGUGCAGCUUCCGGGAACGUCUUCCGAGUUGCUCAAGAAGUUCCGUGAAAAGAAUGUUGAUUUCGCGGCGCACACGAACACGGAGGACAACGGACAAGUGUUCUUGAACUUGCUCGGCAACUUGGCAUUCCCGCUCUUGCUCGUCGGGGGGUUAUUCUUGCUCACUCGCCGCCAGCAAGGCGGCGGCGGCGGCGGCAUGCCGGGCGGCAUGGGCGGCCCGAACAACCCCAUGGCGUUCGGCAAGUCCAAGGCCAAGUUCCAAAUGGAACCGAACACUGGCGUCACUUUCGAUGACGUUGCCGGUGUGAAGGAAGCUAAGAACGAUUUCAUGGAGAUUGUCGAGUUCUUGAAGCGUCCGGAGCGAUUCACCGCCGUUGGUGCCAAGAUCCCGAAGGGGUGCCUUCUGGUCGGUCCGCCGGGUACGGGUAAGACCUUGCUCGCCAAGGCGAUCGCCGGUGAAGCUGGUGUCCCGUUCUUCUCCAUCUCUGGUUCUGAAUUCGUUGAAAUGUUCGUCGGUGUCGGUGCGUCCCGCGUCCGCGAUCUCUUCAAGAAGGCGAAGGAAAACGCCCCGUGCAUCAUCUUCGUUGACGAAAUCGACGCCGUCGGUCGCUCCCGUGGUACCGGCGUCGGCGGUGGUAACGACGAGCGCGAACAAACGUUGAACCAGCUUCUUACCGAAAUGGAUGGUUUCGAAGGCAACACCGGUAUUAUCGUCAUUGCGGCGACGAACCGUGCCGACAUCCUCGACCCGGCGCUCCUCCGUCCGGGUCGCUUUGACCGCCAAGUGGCCGUCGACGUCCCGGAUCUCGCCGGUCGCGUCGAAAUCUUGGGUGUUCACGCCAAGAACAAGCGUUUCGAAGACGAAGUCGAUCUUGAAAUGAUUGCCAAGCGCACCCCGGGAUUCUCCGGUGCCGACCUGUCCAACCUUCUCAACGAGGCCGCCAUUCUUUGCGGUCGACGCGGCAAAACCGCCAUCAGCCUCUCUGAAGUCGACGACUCCGUUGAUCGCAUUGUCGCCGGUAUGGAAGGUACGCGCUUGAACGAUGGUAAGGCCAAGAGCCUCGUAGCGUAUCACGAAGUCGGUCACGCCAUUUGCGGCACGCUCACUCCGGGUCACGACCCGGUGCAAAAGGUGACUUUGAUCCCGCGUGGUCAAGCCAAGGGUUUGACGUGGUUCAUCCCGGGUGAGGACGCGUCUCUCAUCUCCAAGCAACAGAUUUUCGCUCGCGUCGUCGGUGCUCUCGGUGGGCGUGCGGCGGAAGAAGUUAUCUUCGGUGAGGCUGAAGUGACCACGGGUGCGAGCAGCGACCUCAACCAAGUCGCGUCCAUGGCGAAGCAAAUGGUCACCACGUUCGGUAUGUCUGACAUUGGUCCGUGGUCGCUCCAAGAUCCGAGCGCUCAAGGUGGUGACAUGAUCAUGCGCAUGAUGGCGCGCAACUCCAUGUCUGAGAAGCUCGCCAACGACAUCGACGUUGCCACCAAGCGCAUCGCCGACGAAGCGUACGAGGUUGCCGUCAAGCAAAUCAGAGACAACCGCGAGGCUAUCGACGUCAUCACGGAGGAACUCAUGGAAGUCGAAACCAUGACUGGCGAACGUUUCCGCGAGAUCCUCUCGCAGUUCGUCGAGAUCCCGGCGGUGAACAUCCCGGGUGAAGUGAAGAUGGCUACUGUGAACGCGGGUGGUAAGCUUUAAGUGCUGUACUCAUCGGAGAGCAUCAAGGAUAGAGAUGUGAUGCCGUCGGCUUCGAAACAGCGCCGCAGAACUUUAGUUGCAAACUUCUAGAGAGUGGGUGAUUCCCAGAAAAGCGAAUCGUCGCGGGCUUAGGCGCGAUGAGCUUGUAAUAUGGAACAAUUGAACAACACGCAAA